ACUUGCAGGUGACAAAUAAAGAAGAUGGGGAGGGAGAGGGAGAGAGGGUUGGUGGCCACAGAGACCAAUCCGUGGAGGCGCUAAUAACAGAGUACUUGCCUGCGUAAACGAAGAAAAUACUCCAAAUAGAUAGCCGUCCCAAAAAAGGAAUCUAACAAAGUAGAUUAUAUAACAAAGCUAAAAAUUUAAAACAAAACAAAUGAAGAGAAGAGAAGAAUAUUAGUAAGAAGAAGAAGAAGAGUCGGAGAAGAAACAAGGCCACCACCCCUCUCUCUUCUGCAACACAGGUUCCCUCGAAUCUACUCCACAACUGAAGAAUGGAUACCACACCGCUACUCAGAAGAAAGAACAUCACCAGGCCGUCGGGGAUCACGAGCGAGGCGACGCGGUCGGAAGGGGAAGAAGAGCUGGAAAAUGAGAUAGAGGCGGAGCUGGAGAAUUCACCGGUGGAGCAGGUGGCGCUGACGGUGCCGGUGACGGACGACCCAACGCUGCCGGUGACGACAUUUAGGAUGUGGUUCCUGGGGGCGCUGUCGUGCGUGGUGCUGUCCUUCCUGAACCAGUUCUUCUGGUACAGGACGGAGCCGCUGAGCAUAUCGGCGGUGUCGGCACAGAUAGCGGUGGUGCCGCUGGGCCACCUGAUGGCGAGAACGCUGCCCGACCGCGUCUUCUUCAAAGGGAGGCCGUGGGAGUUCACCCUCAACCCGGGGCCCUUCAAUAUCAAGGAGCACGUCCUCAUCACCAUCUUCGCCAACUGCGGCGCCGGCACCGUCUACGCCAUCCACAUCGUCACCGUCAUCAAGGCCUUCUACCAGAAGCACAUCGGCUUCUUCGUCUCCUUCGUCGUCGUCCUGACCACCCAGAUUCUGGGCUUCGGUUGGGCGGGAAUAUUCCGGCGGUAUCUGGUGGAGCCCGCGUCGAUGUGGUGGCCGGCGAAUUUGGUUCAGGUCUCACUCUUUAGGGCUCUACAUGAAAAAGAAAAGCGACCACGAGGAUCAUUAUCAAGAAACCAAUUCUUCCUCGUGGCCUUCAUCUGCAGCUUCGCUUACUAUGUCGUUCCUGGUUACCUCUUCCCCAUGGUCACUUCCCUCUCUUGGCUAUGUUGGAUAUUUCCCAAGAGCGUUCUGUAUCAGCAACUGGGAUCAGGCCUAUAUGGACUGGGCAUUGGUGCAAUCGGCAUCGACUGGUCGACCAUCUCAUCCUACCUAGGCAGCCCUCUAGCCAGUCCCUGGUUUGCCACUGCCAAUAUUGCAGCAGGCUUUGUUCUUGUUAUGUAUAUAGUGACUCCACUCGCAUACUGGCUCAAUCUCUACAAAGCCAAGACCUUUCCCAUAUUCUCAGAUGAUCUCUUCACUGCUUCUGGCCAAGAGUACAACAUCUCCAGUAUAAUCACCUCCGAUUUCAAAUUAGAUCUUGCUGCAUAUGAAAGAGAGGGGCCCCUUUACCUUAGCACAUUCUUUGCCUUCACAUAUGGUGUUGGAUUUGCUUCACUAACUGCAACAGUUGUACAUGUUUCCCUCUUCCAUGGACGAGAAAUAUGGGAGCUAAGCAAAUCAGCUUUCCAAGAGAAGAAGAUAGACAUUCACACAAGGUUGAUGCGAAAGUAUAAGCAAGCACCAGAGUGGUGGUUCAUGAUCAUCCUUUUGAUCAAUGUGGGAGUCACUAUUUUUGCCUGUGAAUACUACAACGACCAACUUCAGCUGCCAUGGUGGGGCGUCCUGUUGGCUUGUACGCUUGCAAUUUUCUUCACUCUUCCCAUUGGCAUCAUUACUGCAACGACUAACCAGACACCAGGGCUUAACAUUAUAACGGAAUACAUAAUUGGCUAUUUAUACCCGGGUUAUCCAGUGGCCAACAUGUGCUUCAAGGUGUAUGGGUAUAUCAGCAUGACGCAGGCCAUCACAUUUCUGCAAGACUUCAAACUCGGCCACUACAUGAAGAUACCUCCUGUAACGAUGUUCAUGGCUCAGAUAGUCGGCACACUAAUUUCUGGGAUUGUAUACCUGGGUACAGCAUGGUGGCUUCUAGACUCCAUUACAGAUAUUUGUAACACAUCUCUCCUGCCUUCUAGCAGCCCUUGGACUUGCCCUAGUGACCGUGUCUUUUAUGACGCUUCUGUCAUAUGGGGCCUCAUAGGACCACGUCGUAUCUUUGGUGACCUCGGAAUAUAUGAAGCUAUCAACUGGUUCUUCUUAGCUGGCGCAAUUGCUCCUCUUCUUGUAUGGUGUGCACACAAAGCUUAUCCUGAUAAGGAAUGGAUUCGACUCAUCAACAUGCCUGUGCUCAUUGGGGCCACUGGGAUGAUGCCUCCAGCCACGGCUGUAAAUUACACUAGCUGGAUCAUUGUUGGCUUCAUCUUUGGCUUCCUGGUAUAUCGGUACCGGCGAGACUGGUGGCAGCGCAACAAUUAUGUACUCUCUGGUGCCCUUGAUGCUGGACUGGCAUUCAUGGGGGUAUUACUCUAUUUGUGCUUAGGGCUGGAGGACAUUAGUCUAAACUGGUGGGGCAGUGAUCUCGAUGGCUGUUCCCUUGCUACUUGCCCCACAGCAAAAGGUGUUUAUGUUGAGGGAUGCCCAGUGUUCAAGUGAAUAAUGAUCAAGUGCUCAAACUGCAAUAUCAGGAAAUGAGAGGACUUUUGUCAAACCAGAACUCUCAAAGUGAUGUCGCCAAAAGAACAGGUUUUUCUGUAUGGAAUAUUGUAUGGGUCAUAGAAGCAGUUAGAAAAGCUAAAUUACAUGAAAAGGAUUGUACAUAAAAAAUUUUAUGUAUUAACUAGUGAACAGAUACAA
Nymphaea colorata (pocket water lily) is the source of this 2789-nucleotide messenger RNA. RefSeq names its product oligopeptide transporter 7-like. Bases 318 to 2588 code for a protein of 756 amino acids. Gene Ontology annotation, molecular function: oligopeptide transmembrane transporter activity. Gene Ontology annotation, biological process: transmembrane transport. The record is from RefSeq and is a predicted model, not a curated record. The transcript has 7 exons. Lineage: Eukaryota; Viridiplantae; Streptophyta; Magnoliopsida; Nymphaeales; Nymphaeaceae.